Molecule: messenger RNA, 627 nt
Organism: Glossina fuscipes
Lineage: Eukaryota; Metazoa; Arthropoda; Insecta; Diptera; Glossinidae
Exons: 2
Coding region: 305-562 (85 amino acids)
Source: RefSeq, a predicted model, not a curated record
UGUUUCGCCAAGUACGCCUUUAGAAAUUGUACAUUCUCCAAAUUUCCAUUAACGCUAUAAAUGUCCAGUGUGAAGCCAAAUUCAUGAAAAAAUGAAAAAUACUUAAAAAUUGCCGAAUGCAUUGUUUUUCAUCUAUUAUUUAAAUAAUCAUGAGCGAUACGUCGUAUUAGCUUUCAUAAUUGCAUCAGCUGAUUAUUUUAUUAAAGUCCAAAGAAAAAAAAAAAAACAAAAUAGCGUAUCGCCGCAAAUAGUGUUUCAUAAAAUUAUUUUCUACUUCAUUUUUUCGAAAACGAAGAAAAGGAAAAUGUCCAAAAACGCACCUAGUUUCUUCAAACGUUAUUUGGUGACAAUUGUAAUGGUUCCUGCAAUUGUCGGUCUUCACUUUGGAUGGAGUUUAAUGCAGAAAAAUCGUUCAUUAGUACGUGAAGAUGAAGAAAUUGAAUUGCCGGUCAUAAUACUUACCAAAUAUAUCUGGAGAAAAUUAAGCGAUAGUGUUGGCAAUUCAUCAUCACCACAGCAGACACAGUCGAGCACUAGAACUGCAGCUGUGGAAAAACCUUAAAAAAAAAAAAAAUUUAUAAUUUUUUUUUGGGUUUUCUUUCGAAAUGAAUAAAACAUUUCACAAAU